Molecule: messenger RNA, 4095 nt
Organism: Phlebotomus argentipes
Lineage: Eukaryota; Metazoa; Arthropoda; Insecta; Diptera; Psychodidae
Product: aminopeptidase N
Exons: 13
Coding region: 441-3527 (1028 amino acids)
Biological process (GO): peptide catabolic process; proteolysis
Cellular component (GO): cytoplasm
Molecular function (GO): metalloaminopeptidase activity; zinc ion binding; peptide binding
Source: RefSeq, a predicted model, not a curated record
CUCGUCGGAAUCAGUUGUGCGGUAGAAACGGUCGCGGUCGCGCGUUCGCCGCUGAGUUUGCGGCCAGUGUUGUGUCUAACUCUGACCUUUUGCCAACCCCAUAUCCAAACACGAUUCUCGUGUUCUUGUGCAGCAUCAGAAUAUUUCUGUGUUCUUCCACAUCUUUUUCAUCACCUUCUCCAAAUUCUGAACUGUGCCUGAUUGCACCGCGAGAGUGGAGCAGAAACAAUUUACAAGUUCAACGUGCCAGUGUUGAUUUCAAUUUGACUACCUCGCCAAUGAUGUGCAUUUGUAAUUAGAAUAUCGUCAAGAUCUGGCCAAUUAAGAAGUGUGGCUUAAGAACAACCGAGUGGCAAUUACCGUUGAGAUUUUUGAAGAGAGAGAGAGAGUGCAAUUAAAGCUGUGCGUCACCUUUCAACAUUCUAAGGGACAUCUGAGAUAUGCCACCGAGGAAAAUGGAGGGCGGAUAUAUCAAUGAAGAUAUGGAUCCUGAUGUUGAUUCUGAUGAAGGUGGGCAGCUGAAGACGAAGAACGGCCAGAAGUACGUGGUGAAUCACAAACCAGCGGGAUACUUUGUCACCAAAGGGUGCAUCGCCCUGAUGGCUUGUGCAGCGAUUCUUGCUCUGGUGGCGGUUUUCCUCCUGACCUACUUCCUCGCAGUUCCCAGGUGUGAUGCUUCCACGGAGUCCCUCACGAAUGAAACAGUGAGCUCAGCAAGCAUAUUUAGCCCUUCGCGUGGCGCGAAGCCGAAGCAGAAACCCACCUCGCCUGAAGAUGACUUAAUGGACGAAGAUGAGACUCUGAGUGAUCAAAAUUAUGAGAGUUUCAACUCCAAAGAGGACAAAAUCCACCUCUACGAGGGAUGGAACCCAACGAGAUACAGAUUAAUAAUAGAGCCCAAUAUCGAGAGAUCCAUCAACAAUGGCAGCGUGUGGAUCGACGUGACAAGUGAUCCGAAGGUUCAUGGCAUCCAGCCGAUUAUCCUGGACAUUUACCUGAUAGACAUCAUUGAUGUGCACGUCCUGGAGGUCACAGAAUCCAAUGGAACCACCCCAGUUCAGAUUGAGACCAACAGUGACAGCAAUUCGACGCUCUGGAUCUAUGUGAAGAAGGACUUCAGGAAGAACUCCGCACCAGUGCGGCUGAGGGUCUUCGUGGAGUUUAUCAGCCGCUUGUCGGACACAUUGCAGGGCUUCUACAAAGUCAACUAUAAGGACGACAGCAGUGGGGAGUCGAAAUGGCUGGCGAGCACGCAAUUUUCACCAAUUGAGGCGAGAAGGUGUUUCCCCAGCAUGGACAGGCCGGACAAGAAGGCCGAAUUCGAGAUUUCCAUCGUGAGGCCGUAUGAGAAGAGCAUGGUCCUCUCGAAUAUGCCUCACAUGUUCUCAAACACUCACCGGCCAGGUUAUGUGCAGGAGGACUUCCAAAUGACUCCGAGGAUGUCCACUUACUUGGUGGCUUUCAUCGUGUCCGAUCUCGUGGAAUCCAACACUACCAGUGCCCUUCAAGACUCCCCGCGAAUCAGAGUGUGGUCGCGACCAGAAAUGUCCGAUAUGACAGGCUAUGCUCACAAACUGGCCUCCGAAAUACUGCCAUUCUUUGAGAAUUACUUCAACAUCAAGUUCAAGCUGCCGAAGAUUGAUUUGGUGGCUGUGCCAGACUUUGGAUUCAGCGCCAUGGAGAACUGGGGACUCAUAUUUUUCAGGGAAUCUGCAAUGCUGGUGCCCGAGGACAAAGAGCGUCGCUCAUCCGCUAAGCACACGGAGCAUGUGGCGAGUAUCUUGGCGCACGAGCUGGCACAUCAGUGGUUUGGGAAUUUGGUCACGAUGAAGUGGUGGUCAGACUUGUGGCUGAAGGAGGGCUUUGCCAACUACAUGAGCUACUUGGCGCUGGAAAGUGUGGAGCCCACGUGGCGAUCCAGGGAGUCCUUUGCCGUGAAUGAGCUUCAGCACGCCAUGGACAAGGACUCGGAUCUGACCUCUCAUCCCAUCUCCUUCGAGGUGUCCACACCGUCGGACGUUCGUAGGAUCUUCGAUCCCAUCUCUUACUCGAAGGGCGCAUCGCUAAUUCGCAUGAUGAAUAGUUUCUUGGGUGAGGAGGCGUUCAUCUUCGGUGUGAGAUCGUACUUGAAGCGCUUCGAGUACUCGAAUGCCGUGCAGAAUGAUUUGUGGCAGAUCAUGUCAGAGAUUGGCCACAAAUUCCAAGUUCUGCCGCCGGAAUUGGACGUGAAGAACAUCAUGGAUGCCUGGACGCUGAAAGCUGGUUACCCCAUGCUGACUGUCGUGCGCAAUGGCUCAGAUCUUGUCAUCACUCAACAACGAUACAUGCUGCCGAGGGCGAAGGCAAAAGACAAGUCUCGAUGGUUCAUCCCAAUCACAUACAGCACAAAAUCCGCCCAAGCGCACAGCGAGACGCCCGACUACUGGAUGACGGAUCGCGAUGAGCAGAUUGUGAUUCCCAACGUGGUGGAGCCUGACGAGUGGGUGUACCUAAAUGUGAACCGCACGGGAUACUAUCGCGUCAAGUAUGACUACGAGUCUCUGACCCAACUUUCGCGCCACUUCGAGCAGCUUCCAGAGAUCACGCGUGCUCAGCUGAUUGAUGACGCCCUCAAUCUCGCUCGUGCGGAAUAUGUGCAGUACGAUAUUGCGCUGACAUUCCUCAUUCGGAUGGGGCACAGUCUCACCGACGUGCUGCCCUGGGCCGCAGCCACGCGUGGUCUGGAAUACCUCACAGACAUGCUGAUUCGGGAGCCUGCCUUCGACACAUUCAAAACCGUCAUGCGACACAUUGUGCUGCCGGCGUUCCAACACUUGGGUUUUGACGAGAAAGAUGACGAGAACCACGUCCAACUCCUCCACCGUGCCAGAAUCGUGCGGCUUGCGUGUACUUUUGACUACGACCGAUGCACCAACCGUGCCCAGUUCCUCUUCCGGGAGUGGAUCAGAGUUCCUAAAUUGAACAACAUAAAGCCCAACUUGAAAGACACCGUCUAUUGCGUAGCCAUUCGCGAGGGUGGCGUGCACGAGUGGAGAUUUGCGUACAAGCAAUACCUGGAGACGACGAGUGCAUCUGAGAAGGAGGUUCUACUAAACGCCCUUGGCUGCACGCGGGAUCCCUCACUCCUGUCCAAAUAUCUCAAUAUGACGCUCUACCCGGAGUCUGGCAUUCGUAAACAAGACGGAGCACGUGCCUUCUCGGCUGUGGCCAGCAAUAGUGUCGGCUUUGAGAUCGCCUUCGACUUCCUGCAGUCAAACAUUGAGCAGAUAUCACAGUAUUUCGGCGAUGGCUUCUCCAUUCUCUCGAAGAUGGUCAGCGCCGCGACCACGUACAUGAACAAGGAGCACCAUUUGGCCCAGUUCGAGCGCUUCAUUGCCAAGGCCAAGAAGCUCAACUUGAAGUCAAUUGAGAGCAGUGUGAAAUUGUCAAUAGAGCAGGUGAAGAACAACAUCUACUGGCGAUCACGAUCCUACUAUCAGCUGCAGGGAUUCCUGGACAAGCUCGUAUCAGAUUUGAACUUGAACUAGAAAUAUAGAGAUGCAUUUCUACUAAGAAGUCUACAAUGAUACUGUCUCUAAGUGUAGCUGUGUAAGAUGUAAAGUAACGAACAAUUGUAAUAAUUGUAUUUAUUUUUCUAUACGAGAAGCCACACACUCUGCAGCUGGCAGAGUGAGGUUUUCUAUUCUGCCACCAAAUUAUUUUUCUAACUCACAUAAUUAUAUUUUUUAUAAUUUUCGAGAUAAUAAGUCAAUCAUGUAAAGUCUAUGUCAAUGUGAUUUUCCCCCUUUACUAUGUGUAUUAAUUGAUAAGACGAAAGUAUAGUGUUUAGGAAGUGCUAAAUAGUCAUUUCGCGCGUUCGUGAGUAAAUCUUCCGACAAGACGGAGAAGGAUAAAUCAAUAUUUGAGUCAUUGAAUGCUGAUUGUAGACUUGAGCUUAGAGAGAAGCCUAGAAUGCUGUAAGGAAAGUCAAUGAUACGCUAAGUGAUAAAUAUUCUAUAUUAAUUAGAUGUAAUAAUAAGUCAUAACGCUUAUAGGAUUUACAAAUUGUAUUCAUUAAAAUAAAUUAUGAGGAAAAUAAACUUCUGUAGAAUACAG